Messenger RNA from Boleophthalmus pectinirostris (great blue-spotted mudskipper), 2315 nucleotides. It is a transcript of the gene septin6, whose product is annotated as septin 6. Gene Ontology annotation, biological process: cilium assembly; cytoskeleton-dependent cytokinesis. Bases 111 to 1394 code for a protein of 427 amino acids. Lineage: Eukaryota; Metazoa; Chordata; Actinopteri; Gobiiformes; Gobiidae. Gene Ontology annotation, molecular function: GTP binding; GTPase activity; molecular adaptor activity. The record is from RefSeq and is a predicted model, not a curated record. The transcript is spliced from 12 exons. Gene Ontology annotation, cellular component: septin complex; septin ring; cell division site.
GUUGGCAGUGGUACCUUCCUUCCGAAAGAGCCAUCUUUGAGCGUAACCUCUGAGCGGUGCAGCGUCUCUGGUUGAGGCAGCGGCCGAGAUCUGAACCUUCUGCGACAACCAUGGCGUCUACUGAGAUAGCAAGGCAAGCGGGUGAAGGUGCUCGUGCAGUUCCCCUGUCAGGCCAUGUUGGCUUUGACAGCAUGCCCGACCAGCUGGUCAACAAGUCUGUAAACCAUGGGUUCUGCUUCAACAUCCUCUGCGUUGGUGAGACUGGUCUGGGAAAAUCUACAUUAAUGGACACUUUAUUCAACACAAAGUUUGAAGGUGACCCAACGCAGCACAACCAACCAGGAGUCACACUCAAGUCAAACACCUAUGAACUGCAGGAGAGCAAUGUGCGUCUGAAACUCACUGUAGUCAAUACAGUGGGCUUUGGGGACCAGAUCAAUAAAGAAGACAGCUACAAACCCAUUGUGGAAUUCAUUGAUGCACAGUUUGAAGCAUAUCUUCAAGAAGAGCUGAAAAUCAAGCGAACGCUACACAAUUACCAUGACAGCCGCAUCCACGCUUGCUUGUACUUCAUUGCACCUACUGGACACUCUCUCAAGUCUCUGGACCUGGUCACUAUGAAGAAGCUGGAUAGUAAGGUUAAUAUUAUUCCCAUUAUUGCCAAGUCUGAUGCUAUCUCUAAGAGUGAGCUGGCUAAGUUCAAAAUCAAAAUCACCAGUGAGCUGGUCAGCAAUGGAGUGCAAAUCUACCAGUUCCCCACUGAUGACGAGUCUGUGGCUGAGAUCAACUCUACAAUGAAUAGCCAUUUGCCAUUUGCUGUGGUGGGGAGCACAGAGGAGGUGAAGAUUGGGAACAAGAUGGUGAAGGCCAGGCAGUACCCCUGGGGGACAGUGCAGGUGGAAAAUGAGAAUCACUGUGACUUUGUUAAACUACGGGAAAUGCUGAUCAGAGUAAACAUGGAGGACUUGCGGGAGCAGACACAUGCACGUCACUAUGAGCUUUACCGCCGCUGUAAACUGGAAGAGAUGGGCUUCAAAGAUACAGACCCGGACAGCAAACCCUUUAGUCUCCAGGAAACCUAUGAGGCAAAGCGAAAUGAGUUUAUGGGUGAGCUACAGAAAAAGGAAGAAGAAAUGAGGCAGAUGUUUGUCCAGAGAGUGAAGGAGAAAGAGGCGGAGCUCAAGGAAGCUGAGAAGGAGCUACAUGAAAAGUUUGACCGCCUGAAGAAGCUCCAUCAAGAUGAGAAGAAGAAGCUGGAGGAAAAGAAGAAGUCUUUGGAUGAUGAGCUCAACAUGUUCAAACAGAAAAAGACUGCGGCAGAGCUACUGCUGAACCAGGCCCAGCAGGCAGGGGCAUCUACCACACUUAAGAGGGACAAAGAGAGGAAAAACUGAUGUGACUCGGUGCCUGUUAAAAAAGGAAGACGACACUUGCACUGAGAAGUUAACUUCUUCCAAACUUGAUGCAUGCUGCAUGAGGCAUCUUUUCUGUGAAGGAUUCCUGUAGAGGUGCUUGUGGCCAUAUCGCUGUGAAUGAGUUUCUACCCCAUCCUACCUUCCCUUUCCCCAGCUUCACCCUCACCUGAACCCUCAUGUGUAACCCUCCACAUGCCUUUGUUUUGUGGAAGCUGUUGGGCAACGCUUCUCACUGCUGAAUGUACCACUUAAAUCUAAUAUUUACGAAGAGUUGUUGCUUUUUGUAGUGUUAAAAGCAAUUGUAUAGCUUUUUUUAUACAAAUCUGAAUAUUAUGAAUUUCUUUUUGUCAUAUUGCAUGGUAUAGUGUGAAGUGUGCUUUUGAAUUCAAACAUGCGUGGCUACUUUUGUGAUAAACAAAACUGUGUGGGCUAAAAUGAAGCAUUCACACUGGGACUAGGAUGUGGCAUUUAAUAAUUAAUAUAUUAUCUUAGGGUAGAGUAAAUUGGUUACAGUGGUGUGGUAGAUUGUAAUAACAUUGAUAAAUAAGAAAUACCAUCAAAAGCUAAACCACAGACUAUGUCCCUGUUCUAAUGCCAUUUCAUUCUACCCGGAUGCAUGAAUAGUACAAAUCUAAUCUUUGAGCCACCUAUACUAUAUCUCAUACUGCCAUGAGUUUUUUUGCUUACUUGUAUUAGCUUUCACAUUUGCACUUUUCUUAUUACACCAAUGGGACAUUUUAAAUGUGUCAGUGCAAUUGUAUCUUUCUCUUUUAAAUAUAUUUCUUUUAAUGAAGGCACAUAAAGUCAUACAUCACUCCCACUGCAGGGACCAGUAUUUUCUGUAUCAGUGUUGAGCACAAUAGAUAAAAAAUAAAGAUACAUUUCUCCCUAAAUUUAAAA